Messenger RNA from Bombus terrestris (buff-tailed bumblebee), 4358 nucleotides. RefSeq lists its product as uncharacterized. Lineage: Eukaryota; Metazoa; Arthropoda; Insecta; Hymenoptera; Apidae. The coding region runs from base 349 to 1044 and encodes 231 amino acids. The transcript has 4 exons. The record is from RefSeq and is a predicted model, not a curated record.
AGCGGGCAUUCGGCUUACAAAGCGGAUAGUGGGGGUUAGUUACGGCGGAAUCGCAAAUAUUCGGUGAUGGUGGUGCGCGACAAGGGUGAUAAAAAAAUCAGUGUCGCGAGAACGUGAAUUUGGACGGGCCUAGUGGACACGCGAGGCCAUGCGUCCGUUUUACGUCGCGUUCGCACACGUCGCUGCACGAUCUCGUAGCGUCGCGAUGCCUUUGCUCGCGUCGUUCCUCGCAAUUACGCAAUGAUUAGUCAUCACGAUGUUGGAUCCGGGGUGUUAGGAUCGUUUGUGACUUUGUUCGAUCGAAAGAUUUCUUUCUCGAUGGUUGAUCGUGGAUGAACAGUUACCAGCAUGAGCUUUUGGUCCCGCAGACGAUUUCAUAUCACUCCGCUACAAGCGUUUGCGGCGCUGUUUCUCAUGAUCAUGCUGUUUUGGUACAGCCUCAGUCGGCAAGAGACGCCUCAGCAACCGUGCAGCGUGCCCGAGGAAUUCACGGAGAAGCUACACGAACUUACCUACAGGGUCCACUUAGUGCUAGCGAAACUGAGCAUCGUGCACUUUCUGUGCUUCGGAGGACUCUGGGGUCAAGUUCGAAUCGGUCGUGCCUUGCCAUGGGCACGUAAGGUCGAGCUUUGCUUGGUCGACACUCUCAGAGACGAUGUCCUAAUCACGAAAGCAUUUCGUCAAGCUGCUUUGAGCGCUACAUACCUGCACGCGGCCGGUGUGUAUCGAAUCCAGGAACACGGGGUCGGCGAAGAUGCGCCCAAGGUGGAGGUCGUCGUCUUCGAGAAGGAUGCCGUGACACGAAUGGUAAGAAGAGUAGGUUGGACAAGAAGGGUGUUGCCUCCGGACUGCGAAUUUUCCCCCAGUCUACAAUGUUUUCCACCUCGGCUUAUAAUUCCUCCCUUACCGGCGAAACUGUUCGGUAGUCGAUUAAUACCUGUCCCUAGAGGAGGCAUCGAAUUGCAAAAAUAUCACUAUCCUAACGAUUGGUGGCUCGAGGUGAAACCCACCGAUUGCACCGAGCUACAAGAAACCAACGCGUAGUGCUACAUUUCAUAGUAGACGCGAUAUAUUCCCGAUGUAACGAUAAAUCUUUCGAACAGACAGCCGAAGAUGUCCUCUAGGAUUACUAAAGAAAGGACAAAAUGGAACGCGCGUGUUACCUUUGUCCGGUCCUAUUACGAAAGCAUUUUUAUUUUUCAUAGACUCGUUUCACGAAACUACUAGAAAUAUAUAAUUCGAGACUUGGAAUUUAUUGAAAUUGGCAAUGUAAAAUCGAAGAUUCGUAUUGAGAAGGAAGCUACGUAUUAGGUUGUCCGAAAUGUUUAUUUCUGUUUUAUAAGGAAAUAAUAGGCGCGCAAUGUUUUUUGUUUUAUAUUAGUUUAUCGAAUUACGCGGCAGCAUAAUAAUAGAAACAGAGCGAAACGGAUCACACGUAAUUCAAUAAAAUAAUAUAAAACAGAAAUUGUUGCUCAUCUAUUAUCACCUUAUGAAACGAAAGAAACGAAUCGGACGAUCUAAUAUAUAUUGUUUAUUUUAUAACACGACUCGUUGCGUUUGUUUGAACAUACGGCAAUGUGCAAAAGUUUCUGACCAAAUAGAUUUACAGUUUAUAUUUUAAAGGCGACGUUCUAAAGAAUUUUAACUAUACAGUACACGGUAUAAUUGAACGGUAAUAACGAUUGUUAUUUAUCAAUUAUUAGAAUAUGAAGGGAAUUUUUGUUAUAUCUUUCACUUGCUAUGUCCUUAUCUAAUAAUAAAUUCUGUUAGAUAUCGUUUUUGGAAUACAAAAUGGAAACUUGCGUAUAGUUUGCGAAUUUAAUAUAUAAAGGAAUCUCAUGGAAUUAGUUUUGAUAGCUAUAAAGUAACUCGUUGAGUUUCAGAUUAAUUUAAGAAUCGUACAUAAAACACACGAUGGUGGAUGAUCGAUCAUUAAAAUCAUCGGUGAAAGUUCGUGUUUUGUUUUUACAGACUUUCGGACAAUGUUGUUCUUUCAGCUAUUAAAAGACGGUUGAUGAAUGUAAUUAUUCGUGAAUAACAGGUUUCGGUAACGACAUUGGCGAUGUUCUAGGAAAAAGUCGCUCCUAAGAAAGUACCACGAAUUAUAGCUAAACUACGCGAGAAAAGUUUCAACGUUCGGUCGUCGAAUAAGAAAUUUUGUGUUUGCGAUUUUAUACGAGCGUUGAAACUUUAUCAUUUUUGUCAUUGUAUCGACAGAAUCGUACGCUCUCGUGAUCGAAAUUACCGAUCGCGACACCGAUGAGAAAUAUCGGAGACAAAUAUAUGAUAAGCCAAAGAAACAAUUAGUUUGCUGGGUGGCACGUAAACGGGGAAAAUGAAAUUUUCCAAGCGUAAAUUAGAACUUAUGAAAGUUAGACAAUUGUGUCUUCAUACUUUACACGCUAUGAUUUCAUUUAGCGAAUAGCAAAUAUUAGAGACAAGUCUGAUAGUGAGUGUGAACCCUUUGCACUUUGCCGAUUGCUUUAAUGAUUACAAUUAAAUGAUUACGAUUAAUAUAUUAUGGCGAUAUUUAUACGAAAUACUAAAAUUUCAUUUCAUAGAAAAUUAUUUAAUUUUCAUAUUCUCGAUCUUGCUCGAUUUCAUUUCACUACGUUCUUUAAAUCAUAUUUGAUUCAAUUGCUUUUUUUUUAUUUAAAAACCUAGGUAAUAUUUUUAUGUUUGCGAAAGGUACGAAAGAAUCGUUAUUAAUAUAAAGAAUUUCACGCAUCUAUUUGAUGGCAAUGUUUGCCUCGAAACAUUGGAUGCGUUUUUUAUUUCUUGGAACGAGACCGAGAUCGAGAUAUAAAAUUUGGAAGACUGUAACGUGAGUCCGUGAUACAUUUUUCAAGGUAUUUUAAAUAAUAAAAUAUCUUGGCUCGUCGUAUAAUAUAAACGUUAUACGAAGAUACGGUAUAUUACGCGCGAUGUAUUAUCUUUAAACCUAGCCGACACAUAUUAUGGCACGCAUACGAUAUGUUGUCGCAUUUCUGUCACUCUGAGACAAGACGUUAGGUUGUAAUUAGUAUAUCGCGAAUGCAAAGGGCUGAAUUUACCAUAAAUUAUACACAGACAGAAUCGCAGUAAGAUGAUGUAAAUUGGACAGUAAGCGACACCCUCCUGUCUACAAUCGUUAAUAAGUCACUAAGAUACUUUUCCAUAAGGUACGAUUUAAUUUGUAUAUAAAUCUAAUUUUUCUUAUAUCUCUCCAACUUGAAAAAUCUCAAGUUAUUUCUAUUUUUAAAGCUACAAUUUUUCAUCAAAUUUGUUUGAUUCUCUUCUUUGAAAUUAUACAAUUCUUCGUUAAAUCUUACUGCGAUCCUGUGUAUGUCCACUGUAAAUGGUAUUUACAUAAACAACCUAACAAUCUCUGUGUCUAUUAACUAUUUUGAUCCGAAAUGUGAAAAGAUACAGAUAUGCUUCUUUCAAAGCUUUGAUAGUACAAUUAUUUAUACGACUAUUUGUACCGCUUUUUAAACGCUAUAUCAACGAAAACAAACGUUCCAAUUUUUCCAUAUUUCUACAGACUCGUCGAAUUCCUCUCGAAUUAACGUUGCAUUCGCAUCCGUCGAUUAUCGUCGUUAGAAGUACUUUCUUCGUCGUCGUUUCAUCGAAUUGUAUUGUGAUUCACGAACGUAGCAUGUUUUUCACGAUAAUUCAUGUUGAUUUGGCUGUGAAUGUUGAAACGUGUUUGCGUCGACUUUAUUACAGUGCCAUGUAAUUGAAAAUGUAAAGACGUUCGUGUAAAAGCGAACGACAAUUGCCGCUUAUGAUUUUGUUUUGUUUCGCGCAAUUACUAUCUCGUGAUCAGGCAAUAUAUUUAGCGUUUUAUAAUUUUAUAUAAUUUUUACUUAAUUUUUAUAUCUCUUCUUCUUCUUGAAUUCUUAUUCUUGUUUUUUCUUCUUAACGAGUGUACUUAAAAGUUAAUUCUCGUUCGAAACGUAAAGUAAUGUACGAAACAAACUUAACAAAGACUGAACUUAUUCUAUACGCUAUUUUAAACGAAUUUUUAAUUUAUUCUUCGGUUAAAAAAAAAAAAGGACCGAGUAUCGUUGUUUGCAUCUAAUGGAGAACGAGACAAUUUAACGUUACUGCGGACAAAAAUGAUAGGAAUCGUUGUAAAAGGAAGUUGAGAAAGCGUUUGUUAACAUUUGAUCUAUACUAUGCUUCCAGAAAUUGUUAAUCAGCGUUACAUUUUCCUGUCGAUUGUGUUUCAAAUUAAAUGCACAUAUCAUUCCUCAUAUUUUAUAUGGAUGCACAUAUUUGUAUGUAACGUACCUUGUGAGUGACGAACGAUCCAAGUCAUUGUAGUUGUCCCUUAAAACCUCACACGUGGUUAAAUAAAACAUGUAAAAAAAGAA